AUGCCAAAAUUGUGCGUGGAGUAUUCCAAGUCGGGACGAGCCAAGUGCUCCAACACGUCAUGUGGCAAGAAGAUUGAGAAACACGAGCUACGAAUCGGCACCGAGGUAAUCAUGUCAUUUAACGAGGAGGGAGUAGAGUCGUGGAAAUGGCGCCACCUCUGCUGCUUCACGGAGCGACAGCUGAGCAAUGCAAGAAGCAGCGGUGACAUCGAUGCCAUUCAAGGCGAAGGCGACUUGGCACCUGCCGACAAGGUAUUCGUGCAGAAGAUGCGUGAAGGUAGGCUCGUCGGUGACACGUCCAUCCUUGGACGUAUCGGCGACGUUGCGCACUCCGCUGUGGCCGAGGAACUAAAGGAGAAGGGCAGCAAAGCCGCCAAGCCAAAGACAAAGGCGAGCGGCUCUGCGGUCGAUGGGGGCUUACCGUCCGCGUCUACAGGCGAGAAACGACCACGCGCGCCGCCGCGGAAAACAAAGAUGCCGAACACCAAGAUACAAGAUGAUGAUGUUGACUCCGAGGCGACAGAUGAGUACGAAGUGGCCGUCGAGGCUGUGACGGGAAAGCCAAAAUGCCCGUAUGGGGCCAACUGCUUUCGCACAAACCAGGAGCACUUCCGGCAGUACACGCAUGGCGAUGAAAACGGCACCGCAACUGAUGCUGCAGUCCCGUCUGACCACGGCGGCGCCAAACUGAAGCCCGUGAUAAAACGAAGAAAGCCGUAG
Molecule: messenger RNA, 720 nt
Organism: Leishmania mexicana MHOM/GT/2001/U1103
Lineage: Eukaryota; Euglenozoa; Kinetoplastea; Trypanosomatida; Trypanosomatidae
Exons: 1
Coding region: 1-720 (239 amino acids)
Molecular function (GO): DNA binding; zinc ion binding
Source: RefSeq, a predicted model, not a curated record